Haliotis rufescens (red abalone) is the source of this 4763-nucleotide messenger RNA. Its product is annotated as helicase-like transcription factor. The transcript has 23 exons. NCBI's taxonomy places the organism in Eukaryota, Metazoa, Mollusca, Gastropoda, Lepetellida, Haliotidae. The coding region runs from base 316 to 4365 and encodes 1349 amino acids. The record is from RefSeq and is a predicted model, not a curated record. Gene Ontology annotation, molecular function: metal ion binding; ATP-dependent chromatin remodeler activity; ATP binding.
UCAAUGGGUUUUUCCACUCACUUCCCGGUAAAUAUCGAGUCGGGGUCGACUGGGUGAUUUCUGGGAAUUACGUGGUGUGAGUUGGCUUGAUACAACGAAUAAUAACACAUGACGAUGCCAUAGUAAUAGCUGGCGUCUAAACAUAGCAGCAACUCACGACUCAAUUGGAUGCCGCGGACUUGUGUUUCGUUGUGUUGUGUUGUGUUACACAGUCCUCGUUUGCUAUUACCUCGGAUACACUAACGCGGUGGAGUGGGAUAUUUCUGUCUAGUUCGAACCUGUAAUGUUUUAGCCAGGUUGUGAUACACUGUGGUCAUGGACAUCGUGAACCUGCCGACGUCGAUCUCCCAGGAGGACCUUGACAUGCUGAGGACGUGGGUGACGGAGAAUCCAGCUUUCACUGAAGAUUUUCUCCUCAACGAGGACUCACAGGCGUCUCAUGUCUCAGACGCCGAGGUGCUGUUUGGAACUCUCAACACCAGCAUCGUCAAGUCACCAAGAUGUGAUAACAUAAACAGCCAUGAAGCUGUACGCCUGAGGCGAGAGUCAAGCAUCAUGGGUAGACGUGGAACAGUCAGCGUUUACAACGCCGGAAACACCAAACUUGGCAACCUCGGACCACCGCUUGAUGAACCUUUGACCACCAUCCUAGAUGAUGGUGUUGCUAGAAUUGAUGCAAUGACACUUGACUUGAGUGGUAUGGGUGACCAGGAAGUGCCUCUCCAGCUCACACUCUAUGGAAGCGCUGCUAACAGACUCAAGUGCCAAGACAUACUUCGGGGAGCUGAGAUAGAGUUUGAAAGAACUACUGAGCCGACCCCUGACAUGUCACCUGACAUGUCCCUUGACAGGUCACCGGAGACAACCAGCGACAGGUCACCUCAGAUUGACCUGACCAGGUCACCCCGAGUGUCCCUUGACAGGUCACCAGAGACAGCCACCAGGUUAACUGAGAUUGACCUGACCAGGUCACCUGAGAUCGACCUGACCAGGUCACCUGACAUGUCCUUUGACAAUUCAUUGGAUGCAACCUUUGACAGGCCGCCUGAUUUACUCUUUAAUCGGCCGCCAGAGAUACCGUUUGCCAGACUACAGACUAUUGACAGUUCAUCUCGCCCUUCCCUUGACGUCACGCCCGGACCAAGCUUCACCAGCUUACCACUAUUCCACGACAGGGUACCCGGGACAUCGAUUGACCUGACCGGACCAGACCUGGACAUAUUGCCCGAACCAACUGUACAUAUGCUACCCCCAAGAAUACUUGACCGUUUAGCUCAGAUAGAUUUUUCAAGCUCUCCUGAGGCAGCCUUGGACUCAAUAGCAGCAAUAAACUUUGGUUCAAAUGACCAAACUGAGCCAGUUGAUCUCACAACACAUGACUCAACAACAGAACAGUUGGCAUCCUGGUACACUAAUUUCGAACCCAACCCGCAUAUAGCAGUGGACAGCCAUCGAGAAAUUGUAUCCCAUGAUGAGAUGAACAGUGAUAUCGACCGGGUGUUUGAGACUCUCAAUGAAGGAGAUAAGACUUCAGAACAGGAACCAGCAGAGGCUGUGGGAACGCCCCUGUACCCGCAUCAGAAGCAGGCCCUGUGUUGGAUGAUGAGCAGGGAGAAUGGCGACCACUUGCCACCAUUCUGUGAGGAGAAGACAAGCGGGGAAUACCGCAACACCCUGCUCAACUUUUCAACGACAGAGAGACCACCUAGUAUCAGGGGAGGUAUUCUGGCUGAUGACAUGGGGCUGGGGAAGACGCUGGAGACGAUCGCCCUGAUUUUCACCAACUUUGUCCACAACCAACCUCUGGCUGUUCCUGUGCCAGGCAAACCCAGACGCGGGAAAGAAAAUAAGAUUCCGUCGGAGGACACACCUGAAGGUACAGGCACUGACCCUGAAAACAAGGUGAAGGUCGAAAACAAGGUGAAGGUCGAAAACAACAACGAUGAGAUGUUCCAACGGCUUCAGAAGGUGGAUGAGCUUGUCACAAAGAUGGAAGCGGAGGAACAAUUGUCAACUUCAGGAACUGCUAAUCCUUGCACACCCACCACUGACAUACCACCGCCAACUGAUGAGACUAAAAGUGGUUUAUUAAAGCUACGUCUUCUGAAAGCGGAUAGUUCUAAUAUUGAGAACAAUAAUGCAAGUGAUCCAGGGACGGAAACAGUCGAGCAGCGCGUGCCAGACACGAGCGACAAGGAACAAAAGAGGCCCAUUUUAUCGAUGACAAGCCCAUCAAGGAAAGCCAUUUUGAUAGAUUUCCACGAACAGCCUUCCAAACGAAAGAGGCGAAGUUUAUCUUCCCCAUCGAAAUAUGAAGAGUCAAAAUGGAGAAAACUGCAUCUAGACAGGCCGCCCGCAGAACAGGAAUCCUAUAGCCACCCUAGCUCACAGGACAAGGUUACCGAUGAUUCUGAUAGGAAGACAGGUGAAGACGUCAACAUGGACGACAGUGGCGACUCAGAUACAUGCAUGCAGGACAUCACCGACGAUGUGAGCAAAGUAAAGUCGGAGGACGUUGACACGGAUGUUAAGCAUCCGAUCUGUAGAAGUGAGGCACAUCCGCAAAACACGUGUGAGGAAACACCUCUGACCUUCUCUGAUGAAGAUGAACUUCCGGAUGUCGAGAGUAAGGAGGAAGAGGAGGAAGAGGAGGAGGAAGUCUGUGAUGCAGACUCGGACAUGAAGGACUUCAUGACAGCAAAUCACUGUGACGAACGAGGGCGGACACUCAGUGAAGACUGCGACCCACGCGGUACCUUGAUUAUCUGCCCCUUGAGCGUGAUGAGUAACUGGCAGGGUCAGCUUGAAGAACACGCCCAUCCAAACGUCCACAUUGACGUCCACCUUUACUAUGGCAACCAGCGGUGUAAGGAUGUCAAUCUUCUGAAGCAGAAGGAUGUAGUCAUCACAACGUACGGCAUCCUGCUCAGUGAGUUUAAAGAGUAUCUGACGACUGGGUUGUCCCCGCUGAUGACGAUAGAGUGGCUACGCGUUGUGUUGGACGAAGGUCAUUGCAUCAGGAACCCCAAAGCGAAGCAAACCAAAGCCGUGCUUACCCUUCAGUCACAACGCAAGUGGGUGCUCACAGGUACACCCAUCCAGAACAGGAUGCUGGAUCUGUGGCCGCUCAUCAGUUUCCUAAACGUAACACCUCUCAACGAGAGGCACUGGUGGCAAAGUCUGUUGGAAAAACCGCUGCAACGUGGGAAGAGGAUAGCCUUCAAACGUGUCCAGCACCUGAUGGGUAACAUCGCAAUGCGAAGGACAAAGAACACUCUGGUAGAAGGAGAGCCUCUUGUGAAGCUGCCCAAGAGAGAAGUGUACAUGGAGCGAAUCAAGAUGUCGGACGAGGAGAGCCGGAGGUACAAGUCGAUGGAGGAGCAGGGGAAGGUCCAGAUAAAGAACUAUGUUCGGAACAACAUGCUUUUAAAGAAGUAUAUACUUGUCUUGGAGAUCAUGCUCAGACUACGUCAAAUGUGUUGCCAUAGCUACCUGUUGCCUGCCAAUGGCUAUUGCCUCCCUAGUGAAGACUCGGAUUCUGAAGAAGAAGACAGCGAAAAAAAGCGUGAGAAACUGGUCGACAGACUGAAGGUGAUCAGCGAGUCCGAGGAGGAGUGUUCUGUGUGUGUGGACGUCCUGAAGACGCCAGUGAUACUACCGUGUGCACAUUACUUCUGUCAGACAUGUAUCCUCAACGCCAUCAAACACAUGGAACACUCAGAGAAGGGUUCUGCCACCUGUCCCUUGUGUCGCGCUCCUUUAUCAGAGGACCAGAUAAUAGACCUGCCAAUGCAACCAGAACCUCAGAUCUACGGCGACUGGAAAUCGAGUACAAAGGUGGAUGCCCUGAUGAGUGCCCUAGUGAACCUGAGAAGUGAAGACCCAUCUGAAAAGAGUUUGGUGGUCUCCCAGUUCACCUCUUUCCUGACGCUCAUAGAGACACCACUCAGAGAGCUCAAGUUCAGAUUUGUGAGAUUGGACGGCAAAAUGUCUGCCGCACACCGCAUGGAAGCUGUCAAUAAGUUCUCUGACACUGAGCCGGGAUCUCCCACCAUCUUCCUCAUCUCCCUACGUGCGGGUGGCGUGGGUCUCAACCUGACUGCAGCGUCCAGGGUGUUCCUCAUGGAGCCGCACUGGAACCCCGCCACGGAGGAACAGUGCUUCGACAGAUGCCACCGCCUGGGACAGACCAAAGAUGUCGUGAUCACAAAGUUCAUCUCGGAGGACACUAUUGAGGAUCGUAUGUUGGACCUCCAGGAGAAGAAGAGGAUGCUGAUGCAGCAGUCUUUCAAGAAGAAGCAGACAACCACUGAGAGGAACGAACAGAGGACACGUGAUAUCAGAAACCUGAUGAACAUCUUGUGAUUGCAGCCAGACACUGAUGGACAAACUGCUGUCUCUCCAACCAACUGAAGAUCUUUGUGUGAAUUCUGAACCUCUGACAAUGUUUUGGUUGAAUUCUGAAUUCUGAAUUUGAAUCUUACGACUUAUGUGUUACAUCAACAUAUGUCGUGAUAAAACGCUAAUCAACAUUCCGUAAAGGUCCCUGAUUAUUUUUAUACUGCAUCCUCACAUAAACAUCCCUGUACUCCAUCCUCACAUAAACAUACCUGUUCUGCAUCCUCACAUAAACAUCCCUGUACUGCAUCCGCACAUAAACAUCCCUGUACUGCACCAUCACAUAAACAUCCCUGUUCUGCAUCCUCACAUAAACAUCCCUGUACUGCAUCCGCACAUAAACAUCCCUGUACUGCACCAUCACA